AUGCAGAGUCUGAGGCCUGAGCAGCUGCGGGGGAUGAUGCAGCCCGAGAUGACCCAGCUGCUGGUGCCCUACGAGAGCAGGACCUGGGACCGGCGCGCCGCCUUCCUCCAGGACUGGGUGGCGGUGAGGGUGCCCGCCGGUGCCGGUGACCAGAAAGACAUGUCUUCUCAAGAGACCAGGCUCCCCCAGGAGUGGAAAGCAGUGGAAGAGGAGUCGGAGGAACCCCGGGGCGCCGUGGAGUGGCCGAGACCCCCCCAGCAAACGACCUUACUCCUGAUCGUGUGCGGGCUCUUCCUGUUCCUGGUGCUAACCGGGAUGCCCGCGGUGUUCUACAUCUGAGCCCGUG
Molecule: messenger RNA, 346 nt
Organism: Eptesicus fuscus (big brown bat)
Lineage: Eukaryota; Metazoa; Chordata; Mammalia; Chiroptera; Vespertilionidae
Gene: SMIM17
Product: small integral membrane protein 17
Exons: 4
Coding region: 1-339 (112 amino acids)
Source: RefSeq, a predicted model, not a curated record